Vitis vinifera (wine grape) is the source of this 4096-nucleotide messenger RNA. RefSeq names its product pentatricopeptide repeat-containing protein At5g16860. Gene Ontology annotation, molecular function: protein binding; zinc ion binding; RNA binding. The record is from RefSeq and is a predicted model, not a curated record. The transcript is spliced from 2 exons. Gene Ontology annotation, biological process: RNA modification. NCBI's taxonomy places the organism in Eukaryota, Viridiplantae, Streptophyta, Magnoliopsida, Vitales, Vitaceae. Bases 22 to 2637 code for a protein of 871 amino acids.
GAAGAGAGCCGUUAGGCUCGGAUGCAAACCGGUUUAAUUGGUAGUUUAAAGUCUGCCGCCACCACGGCCACGGCUACGAUGCUAAUAUCGUUGCCACGCCUAAAGCCAAAGCCUCCACUUCUCUUCCUCACCACCUUCUUCUUCUCCACUGCGUCAUCAACCACUGAUCUCACCUCCACCCUCUUCCACCAAUGCAAAUCCCUAGCGUCCGCCGAGCUCAUCCACCAACAACUCCUCGUCCAAGGCCUACCCCAUGACCCCACCCACAUCAUCUCCAUGUACCUCACCUUCAACUCCCCCGCCAAAGCCUUGUCAGUCCUCCGGCGCCUCCACCCAUCUUCACAUACUGUUUUCUGGUGGAAUCAGCUGAUUAGACGAAGUGUGCAUCUGGGUUUUCUCGAAGAUGUCCUCCAACUUUACCGGCGGAUGCAGAGGCUGGGGUGGAGGCCGGAUCAUUAUACCUUCCCUUUUGUCCUCAAGGCUUGUGGGGAGAUUCCGUCGUUUCGAUGUGGGGCUUCGGUGCAUGCGGUGGUGUUUGCUAGUGGGUUUGAGUGGAAUGUGUUUGUGGGUAAUGGGUUGGUAUCGAUGUACGGGCGGUGUGGGGCUUGGGAGAAUGCGAGACAGGUGUUUGAUGAAAUGCGGGAGAGGGGAGUUGGAGAUUUGGUUUCGUGGAAUUCGAUUGUGGCAGCUUAUAUGCAGGGUGGUGAUUCAAUUAGGGCGAUGAAGAUGUUUGAGAGAAUGACCGAGGAUCUUGGAAUCCGCCCGGAUGCUGUUAGCCUUGUUAAUGUACUCCCUGCUUGUGCUUCAGUGGGUGCGUGGUCGCGGGGCAAGCAGGUUCAUGGUUAUGCUCUUCGGAGUGGAUUGUUUGAGGAUGUGUUCGUGGGUAAUGCUGUGGUUGAUAUGUAUGCAAAGUGUGGCAUGAUGGAGGAGGCAAACAAGGUUUUUGAGCGAAUGAAGGUUAAGGAUGUGGUUUCUUGGAAUGCUAUGGUUACUGGGUAUUCUCAGAUUGGUAGAUUUGAUGAUGCCCUGGGUUUGUUUGAGAAGAUUCGGGAGGAGAAGAUUGAGCUCAAUGUAGUGACUUGGAGUGCUGUGAUUGCCGGGUAUGCUCAGAGGGGUCUUGGUUUCGAAGCCCUGGACGUGUUUCGGCAAAUGCGACUUUGUGGAUCAGAGCCUAAUGUUGUUACCCUUGUGUCCCUUCUAUCAGGUUGUGCUUUGGCAGGAACACUACUUCAUGGGAAGGAAACUCAUUGUCAUGCCAUCAAAUGGAUUCUGAACCUAGAUGAGAAUGAUCCAGGGGAUGAUCUGAUGGUGAUUAAUGCUCUUAUUGAUAUGUAUUCCAAGUGCAAAAGCCCUAAAGCUGCACGAGCAAUGUUUGAUUUGAUACCACCAAAAGAUAGGAGUGUGGUGACUUGGACAGUCUUGAUUGGUGGAAAUGCCCAGCAUGGGGAAGCUAACGAAGCCUUAGAACUUUUCUCCCAGAUGCUCCAACCUGAUAACUUUGUAAUGCCAAAUGCUUUUACUAUAUCUUGUGCUCUGAUGGCGUGUGCUCGUUUGGGUGCACUAAGAUUUGGUAGACAAAUUCAUGCUUAUGUAUUACGUAACCGUUUUGAGUCUGCGAUGUUAUUUGUGGCUAAUUGCCUUAUAGACAUGUAUUCCAAAUCUGGAGAUGUUGAUGCAGCUCGGGUUGUUUUUGACAACAUGCACCAGAGGAAUGGUGUUUCCUGGACAUCCCUAAUGACAGGCUAUGGCAUGCAUGGGCGUGGAGAAGAAGCUCUGCAGAUUUUUUAUGAGAUGCAGAAAGUGGGUCUGGUGCCUGAUGGUGUGACCUUUGUAGUUGUGCUCUAUGCUUGCAGCCAUUCUGGGAUGGUUGAUCAGGGGAUCAAUUACUUUAAUGGCAUGAACAAGGACUUUGGAGUGGUUCCUGGAGCAGAACACUAUGCCUGCAUGGUUGAUCUCUUGAGUCGUGCUGGUCGUUUGGAUGAAGCUAUGGAACUCAUAAGAGGCAUGCCUAUGAAACCAACCCCAGCAGUGUGGGUAGCAUUGCUUAGUGCUUGCAGGGUCUAUGCAAAUGUUGAACUUGGGGAAUAUGCCGCAAACCAGUUAUUAGAGUUGGAGUCGGGGAAUGAUGGGUCCUAUACCCUACUCUCAAACAUUUAUGCCAAUGCCAGGUGUUGGAAAGAUGUGGCUAGGAUCAGAUAUUUGAUGAAAAAUACAGGGAUCAAGAAGAGACCAGGUUGCAGUUGGGUCCAAGGGAGGAAGGGCACUGCAACAUUUUUUGCAGGAGACUGGUCUCAUCCAAUGUCUCAACAAAUCUAUGAUCUCCUUAGAGAUCUUAUGCAACGCAUCAAAGCCCUCGGCUAUGUUCCCGACAAUAGGUUUGCUCUCCAUGAUGUGGAUGAUGAGGAGAAAGGUGAUCUUCUUUCUGAACACAGUGAGAAGUUGGCUCUUGCUUAUGGUAUUCUAACAACAGCUCCAGGGGCUCCUAUUCGCAUCACCAAGAACCUUCGUGCAUGUGGUGAUUGCCAUAGUGCCUUUACAUAUAUCUCUAUAAUCAUUGAACAUGAAAUCAUAGUCAGAGACUCGAGCCGCUUCCAUCAUUUCAAGAAUGGAUCUUGCUCCUGCAGAGGCUACUGGUGAUCGCUAACUAAUGAUCAAGUUGGAUGCUUUGCACUGGGAGAGCAAGUUAUACAAGGCAAAAAGAAACUCAUAAAGCAGCCAAAUAAUUCAAGAUAUCGUCAAAAUUGAUCUCAAUUGGCCAGUAUAACUGAAGACUGAGCAGAGGCUUUCACCACAGCUAAUACAUUAAUUAUUCUUUUAGAUGGGUUGCUCAUUGGUCAUUGGAAGCUUAUUUGGAUGGUGAGAAAAUAAUGGGAAGAGGUCAAAAUAAUGAGAAACCACACUCUUUGCGGCACUCCCAAGGCCUUACAAACAGCUUUAGAGGCAUCAAGGACAUUAGGUCAUGGGGGCUGGUAGUCAUGGUCAGCAUCACACGCCAUGGUUGAUCGCACUCAUGACUGCCAUGGCUUUCAUGCUCCCUCCAUUCCCAUAGAUGGUAAUGUUUUCAAAUCACCUAUGCUGUUUGUUGAACCAUCCUGUUGACAGUGCCACAACUGGUGUGUUAUCAGAGUCUUUCUUGUUCAGAUGGCAUGCCACCAUCCCUGCCAGCCUCAAAAUUGUUCAUUGUCAUCACUGCCUAUGUACAUCUUUACACUUUUGGUUAAUAAUUAUAAGUGGUAUAUAGCUUACCUUCUUCACAGCACUCUUGAGUCUUAUACCUUAGCUUUCCACUAGGCUAGCAAGACGGAGCUUCAACAUUUAAAAAGUUGUAACAAGAAGAAAGAAAUGGGAAGAAAAGCACUUGAGCAAAUCUGCUACCUCAUCUUCUUUUCUUGUCUUAUUCUUUGAUCAUUUGAUGUGAAGAAGCUGAGUAGUCAUCCAAGCAUUGAGAGGGAGAUCCUUAAACAGUUGGGAGCAGUAGAGAUAGUUUAGAGAGAUCUUUUUUGUGAAGAUGUUUUGGCAGUUCUGGAAGACAAAUUUUGGAUGCUGUUCUUAUUACUAAUGAGGUAAUUAUCGACUUGAGGUAACUUGUAGUAGUGUACAAGCUAGACAUCGAGAAGACUUAUGAUCAUGUGAGCUAGGGUUUUUUGUCUUCAGUUUUGAGUUUGAUUGGUUUUGUGCAGAAACAGAUUGGGUGGAUAAAAUUUUGCAUCUCUAUGGCUUGUUUCUCAUGUUGAUCAAUGGAUCUCCCUUGGGUUUCUUUCAAAGUCCUAGAGGUUUGAAAAAGGGGAUCUGCUUUCUCCAUAUCUCUUCAUUCUUAUAAUGGAAGUGUUGAGCUGCUUUAUUCAAAGGGUAGUAGAGGGGAGGUCUCAUCUUGAAUUCCAAGGUAGGUGUUAGAGAAAACAGGGUGGAAAAUGAUACCUUGUUUUUGGGUGAUUCUAAUAAAGAGCAGCCAUUAUAUGUUAAGUUAGGUGGAUUCUCCUCUAUUUUGAGGAAGUGUCUGGAUGGGGAAAUGUGAGGUCAUUCCUAUUGGGAAGACUUUUUUCUUUGAUUGGCUAUUUGAUUAGAGACAUGUCACUUAAUUGGCAUGGUAACUUUA